AUGGCCGAUCUCCCCAGCCAUAUAACAUUCCCCACCUCCCGCCUACCUGGUACCUUCUCCGCUCUCUCAGCAAAAGCCCUUCCUGCCAUCUCCUUCACCAGUCACCAGGUCUUCCAAGAAGUCGUUUUCUUUUUUCUCCGCCGCACAACGAUCGCGUUCGACGACGCAAAGGAGAUCCAAUUCUAUGCUUUCCUGGAGGGAUUCCCGGGCGAGAAAGGCUUUAUGAGCGUGCGCCAUCUCGAAUAUCAUUGCAGCAACCACCAGUACGCAUGGGAUUGUUACCCCAUUGGCGGGUACCUGCCCGGGGGUCUUGGUGCUCACGACCUGGUCUCGCGAUGCCUGGGUCUGCGCACCCUCGCGCUCCGGUUCGAUGUGAGGUUGCUGCUCGACUAUGAUCGGAGAUUGACGCCUGAGCACAAGCUGCGGUCUCUCAGGCGACUGGAAGAAGACACCCAGUUCAGGUCGCUGUUGGAGCUGAGAAGGAAAUUCUCGGUCAAUAUCAUCUGGGAGGCUAGCGACAUGUGCGCAGAAGACCUCGGCGUGACGGAGGAUGAGUUGUUGGGGCCGUAUAAUGAUUGGUUCCGGACGGAAGGGCGUGGGUUCCAUUUUCACUUCGGAAAGGCCUGA
Trematosphaeria pertusa is the source of this 627-nucleotide messenger RNA. RefSeq lists its product as uncharacterized. Bases 1 to 627 code for a protein of 208 amino acids. The transcript has a single exon. Lineage: Eukaryota; Fungi; Ascomycota; Dothideomycetes; Pleosporales; Trematosphaeriaceae. The record is from RefSeq and is a predicted model, not a curated record.